Molecule: messenger RNA, 6971 nt
Organism: Oryzias latipes (Japanese medaka)
Lineage: Eukaryota; Metazoa; Chordata; Actinopteri; Beloniformes; Adrianichthyidae
Product: multidrug and toxin extrusion protein 1
Biological process (GO): xenobiotic detoxification by transmembrane export across the plasma membrane
Cellular component (GO): membrane
Molecular function (GO): xenobiotic transmembrane transporter activity; antiporter activity
Source: RefSeq, a predicted model, not a curated record
UAUUAGGGUUGUAUUUCUGCAAUCUGUGAUGUCAGCAAGAAAAGUAGUGAGCAUGGUGUCCAAAUUGCUCUUACAAUCCAGUGCACUAGAUAGUCACGCACUAUGUAGUUUUUUAGUAAUUUAGGUAGUAGGGAGGGAAUUUAGACAUAGCCAUUGUGUUAGGCAAGGCAUCUAAACCCCACGUUGCCCCAACAGUGAAAAAGAAUUGCUUUGAGUUCUUAAGAGUAAAAAAUUUUGUGAAGGCUGUCUAACAAUUGGAAGUGUGAUGUGUUAUGACAAUGGAAAACAGAGUGAGGAGAUUUUAUUCUAAUAUGCAAUGCUCAAGAUUAUGAAUUGAUAAGAGAAUUUAGUCAAUUCUUGCUAAAAUUAAAACGUUCCUCCCAUCACUGAAACUGCCUGCUUAAAGAUCCACUCAAAUGAAAAUUUUAAAUGUUUUUUACUUCUGAUGGAGGACACAUAUCAUGAAAAUUAGGCCAAAAAUCGGGCAUUUGUUUAUUCAAUUUGUUGUCAAUAUAGGGCAGAUAAAAAAGUGCCAUUUGAAAAAGAGCUUAUUUGUUACGUAAAAAUAUGUUGGAUGGGGCACAAGCUCCCUACUCUGCUCCAUUCUGAUGCAUACACUUGUAGGCGACUAGAUCGAUGUACGUCUUUGUUUUCCUCAUCUGAGCUGGCAUCUGGCACAGAACUGUUUAGCUGGAUAGCUGCAAUAUUCAUUCAUUCAUCUUCAAAACCUGUUUUGUCCCUGCUGGAGCCUAUCCUUGCCACUCAUCGGCAAAGGCAGAGAAUAUCCUGGACAGGUUGCAAAUCAAAUCAAAUAACAGAUGCUGUUAUUAGCAGCAGUCCUCUAGCUGAACUGAAUGUUAAUCAGGCAGGAAUAAUGAAUAUGCAAGUGCAACUGCAAUGCUGUCCAGUGCUUAAAAAUGUACUCCUUUAUGAAGUUGAUAAUAUCAGCAUUGCGGCUAAUAAGAGUUGAUAUGUUGAAGCAAAAACAGCUGCUUUUCACUUAACCCUUAAAUCUGAGAUCGGUUUUCUUCUCUUGCUUCACAGCGUCGUGUCUGUCUGUCGAGCACUGGAUGCUCUAUUGUCUGUGCGCAUGUCUGACUGCUCAGUUUUACCUCCUGCUUGGCCCCCUACACUUUGGCGUCUGUGUGGACCUGUUCCAUACCAGCUUGUUCUGCUCUGUGGAUGAUAUUGGAACUGCUGCAGAGGAUGGACACAACUUUUACCAACAUCUGUGUCAAGUUUUAGGAGUUUCUCAACGUAAAACUAGACUGUAUUUCAGAUCACAAAUAUAAAAAUAAACUAUCCAUGUGCACUCACAUCAUCCAUGGCAUGAAAAUAAACAGACUGCUCAUUUCUUUGAGGUUUUUGAGGCAGUGCUUCAGCCUGAGCAUCAGUUUACCAGAUAGUACGCGUUCCUUGGACUCACUAAAAGUCUUCGUCAAAGGCGACUCCAAUAUUAACUCUGAUCUAAUGUAAAUACUCAACAUGCAUCUGCCCUUUGCAGGCCUUUGGAUGCAGAAGUUCAUUGACAUUUUCGAUCAAUCUGUUCAUGAGUUCUGCAGCCGGCGGUGAAUCUAACCUCUGUCUCCGUUUUACUUCCACCGUUGGAUAAAUAUAUUUUUUGAGUUGUACUUUACUUCUCCCCCUUUUAUUCCUCCCUCACUCCCCUCUCCUCAACAAGUGAGGCAGAACAUGUUUUGCGACAGCCAGCACAGUGUGUGUCUGCGGUCGCUGCAGGGCCGAGGUAUUCACAGCCCAGCUCCUGAGGUCACAUUUGCCCGGCGCCGCAGCAGCUCCAGAACAUUGCAUUCCCCUUGAAUUUUGUGCAUCAUACAUAAGAAGAUGACUGACAGAACAAAUACAUCCUUGGAAAAGUCUUCAUUGGCACCUGGAGCUGCAGACAUGGAAGGGCCCAGCGACAAGCUUUUUCGCUGCAGGUGGGUGCGUAACAAAGUCCCCGUGGCCCACAGAGAGGAGCUGUAUCACAUUCUGAGGAUGACAGGGCCUCUGCUGCUUGCCAGAAUCCUCCAUUAUCUGCUUCCUUUUGUGGUUACAAUGUUCUGCGGGCGCCUGGGAAAUAAUGUAAUGGCUGGCUACGGAUUAGCCUCUGCAACCCUGAAUGUUACUUCAGCAGCUACAGGAUUUGGUUUAGCUUUGGCAUGUGAUACUCUGGUGUCUCAGACAUUUGGGGGCAGGAACCUACUGCGGGUGGGAAUAAUCCUUCAGCGUGGCAUCAUCAUCCUGCUGUUGUUCUGCCUGCCCUGCUGGGGGCUCCUCAUUAAUGCUCAGGCCGUCCUGUUAUGCCUGGGCCAGGACCCGGUGGUUGCCAGAAUAGCACAACUUUAUAUCACAGCCUACCUUCCAGCAGUACCAGCCAUGUAUCUACACCAUCUUCAAGUUUCUUAUCUACAGAACCAGGGUAUAAUCAUGCCACAAAUGUACGCUGCUGCUUUGGCUAACAUAGCAAAUGUCGCCACAAACUACAUCUUUAUUUACUGGCUACAGCUGGGUGUUGUCGGAUCUGCAGCCGCCAACACUUUGUCUCAGGUUUACAUCUGUGUGUUUCUGUUUGGUUAUAUCUGGUGGAAAAAACUCCAUACCACAACAUGGGGAGGCUGGUCUGUUGAAUCGCUGCAAGAGUGGGGCUCCUACAUGAAACUGGCCAUCCCCAGCACCUUAAUGACUUGUUUUGAGUGGUGGGUAUAUGAGUUUGGGGGAUUCUUUGCAGGAAUGCUGAGUGAAGAAGAGCUGGCCGCCCAGCAUGCAGUCAUUAUGGUGGCUUUUUUGACUUAUAUGUUCCCUCUUGGCAUUCAAGCUGCUGCAUGUGCGCGGGUGGGUAAUGCUCUUGGGGCAGGAGACACAGCCAGGGCGAUUCUGAGCAGUAAGAUAUCGCUCGCUCUUGCAGGUUGCUUUGCAAUCGUUGAGGGUAUUGUGCUUGGCUCUACAAAAACAGUGAUUGGGUUCAUUUUCACAUCUGAUGAGAGGAUUGUUGGCUUGGUCUCCCACCUGAUAAAUGCUUACUGUUUUCUUCAGUUUUUUGAUGGUCUAGUGUGUGUGUGCACAGGAAUCUUCUUGGGCACAGGAAAACAGAAAAUACCAGCUGUGGCUCAUCUUAUUGGAUACUACUGCAUUGGUCUGCCACUGUGUGUGACUCUGAUGUUUGUUGCAAAACUGAGAGUUCUAGGUUUUUGGAUAGGACUGCUUAUUUGUGUUAUAUUGCAAUCUACCUUCUACAUCGUUGUUAUCUUCAAGCUGAACUGGAAGAAAAUGACUGAGGAGGCUGUGAAACGGGCUCAGAAAAACACCCGUAUGGCACUUGUAGAUGCAGAUGCUCUGUUGGACAAUACUGGCAACAACGCCAGCCAGGCAUCAAACAAUGGACAUUCAGUUGAAGGCUAUGUGCCAGUGACAACUGAGAACAAUGACGGAAAAUUAGAGGAACCUGAGAGACAUGUGGUGCUCAAGCAAAGACGCGACAAUCUCUCCACCAGCCAGCUGAUCCUCAGAAGAGGCAUUACUGUGAUUGCAGCACUGGGCCUUCUUAGUGUGGGCAUAAUUGUCCACUUCCUUGUGCCUUUACCGGAGACCCAGUUUGCAAAGGCUAACACAACAGAGGGCUGGAUCAAUACAACAUAUGCUCCCAGCCAAUAUUUCUCCACGGUGCAAUAGAUGAGACAACAGACUACUGAACAUCAGUCAAUCCUUUUUUGCACUUGUGCUUCUGAAAUGAUUUAGUGAUAAACAAAUGGAAUACAUUUGUAAUAAAUGUAGCAUAUUUAAAUGUUGCAAUUAUAUCCAAAAACUUUUUGAUGAUUGAAUAAUUUCAACUGUAGCAUGCACAUUAUUUAAUAACAGAUUGUUUCACUAGAUUUUUUUGUGUGUGAUUUUCUAUGUCAGUGUGCAUUUAAAAUUAAGGAUAAUAAUGGAUAUAUAAUUAAAUUAUUAAAACACGUAUCCUGAUAAUACUGUAUUGAAAAUGAAUUAUUUUUUAUAAAAAGGUUUUUGGAUUAUUGUGCCCUGCUAACAGCUAAACAAUUUAACCCUUUCGUGCCUGAAUUCAUUUCUUUUUUUUCCCUAUUCAAGGUAAUGCUAAAUUGAAUUACAGUAUAUUGCAAAUUAGUGAAGGGGUUAAUAUCUUUUUAAUAAAAUAUUGGAUUAUUGUAAUGUUUUUUGCUGUUGUGGGCUAAUGUUUAGUCCUAUUUUUCAAAGCCAUUUUCAAAAUCCAUUGACAACACAAUGGGAUGUUAUCAUUUGUGCCAGCUGUGUAUAUUUUGGCCGAUUAAGGAUAUAAUGAUGUGAAUUUAAAAUUAGGACAAUUAAAAAUUUCUUUCAAAUUCUAAAGCAGAAUCUCAAGGGUUUAUGAUUAUCAAGCUGAGAAGCUACCAAAAUUUACCAAGUUUCUCAACUCGGGGAUUUAAUGUGGUUGUGAUGCAUUUUCUUGUCUUUGUUCAAUCCGUCUUAUUUCUAGUGUCACAGACUGACAGGACAGCAAUAAAAUCCCCUUUUCCUUAAUUCAGAAAAUAGCAAAGACCGAUAACACAUUAUUUUGCAAACACUGAUGGGCUCGGUUGUAAGCUUUUGUUUCUCCAGCAUGGUUUGCCACAGGGUCCACUGAGAACUAGACCACAUCCUGAGGAUGACCAGGCCUCUGGUUAGGACUGUUCUCAUGAGCUUUUGGGUCCACAAGAAAAAAGGUUUAUUGUGAUUUCAUCAACAAUAAAAAGAUUUAUGUUACUAGAUUUCAGAGAACAAAAAGACAGAUCCUAAUCCCAAAUCCAAGUUGGCAGGUUUCAACAAAGAAGUGUCUUUAACUCACAAGUGGGUCUGAACUCACUUGUUGUGACAAGACUAAUGGCAGUGGCCAUUAGCGGCAAUAUGUGUUUGCUAAAAUCUCUUUAGUCUACUGGUAGGUGUUUCACCUUCACUCUCAUGGUUUCUGCAGCCAUUUUGGGUCUUUGUUUAGCUGUUUCCAUUUUUAGUUACAAUGUUCUGCGGACGUCUGGGAAAACAAAUGAUCCAACUGCAGAUAAGCUCGAGCAGAGUACAGUGCAACAAAAUUUAAAUCUUUUUUUUUCCCAGAAACCUUGUUUACGGGAAUGACAAUGUUUGAUCGAAUAAGCAUGCUGUGUUAUAGUGUUACCCAACUAAAAUGUAAUGAUGAACUAGCCUUGAGUUAUGUUUUUUACUCUUGUUUUAAGAUGUCCAGAGACUUUACUGGUUAUAAAAGUUGCCCCAACAGAGCAUCAAACACACAAUAAGUGAUGAAAGAAAAUGCUUUUUCAUUAUAACAGUUUCUAGCAUCUGCUGCUGCAGGUAACUGAGGGUCCAAUUGCAAACUUUUCACUGCAGGUGUGUGUGCAAACUGAGAGGGUCUACACCACACCCUCAGGGGACUAUAAAAAGGAUGACUUUUUUGUAGUUCUUAGUCAGGGAUAAUCUGGAACAAUGUGGUCUUUAAACCUCAUGAAAAACGACCAAAAAGCAGUAUUUUUGAUCCAUUUAUACUGCUUCUGUAUUCCUCUAAAAACCUUCACUCUGAGUACCAACCCAAAUCCACGAAAAGGAGCGUGUUCUCACUUAUUGCACAUCUGUGAUGGAACAUUACAUAGUUGUAGCACGUAGAAUCAGAGAAGUGGGAAUUUUUUUGAGCAUUAACAGCAAAAGAUUGCUAUCCUGGAGUAACUUUAUGGGUGUUGAUGUUUGUGUUUCUAGCAACUCCCCAUAAUCCUUUAUUAUCUGCUUCCUUUUGAGGUUACGAUGUUCUGUUGGGAAAUGAUGUAAUGUCUGGCUAUGGAUUAGCUUUUGCUCUACGUGCUCAUUGUUUUCAUGGUUCAAUGAUUACUGUUAUAAAAUAGCAAAUGAAAAUGUGAUUUUAGAAUGAGUAAAUACAAAAGACAUUCCAAAGCUUCAUAGCUGUUUUCCAAUAAUUUUCCAAUAAUAUAUUUUAAACAGCAGUUUGUUGAGGUUACAAAUGAGAAUCGGCAACUACAGGGGUGUUGUGCUCUGAUUGUUCUAGUUUGAUCAUCUUUGGAUGUUUUUUCUUUUUUUGUGUUGCUGUGCACUAGCCCUUACUUUGACCCUUUUCCGUGUCCCAAUCUAUAACAGUUUUUUAAUUUAAAUGUUGAGCCACACGUGCACAGACACUGCACACAGAUAUUUGGAGGAAAGAACCAGUUGAGGGUACGUGUUCCCUCAACGUGACAUCAUCAUCCUGCUGUUGUUCUGUUUGUUCUCCUGGGGGCUUCCCAUUAAUGCUCAGGCCAUCCUGUUAAAGCUGGGCCAGGACCCGUGGUUGCUAAGUAACUAAGUAGAAAUAAACUUUAUAGAGGCUUUGCCAUCUAAUGCUUUAGAGCACCAAAACAAAAACAAGAACUAUUUCUAUUAUUCGAUAUUCUAUAGGUAAAAUAACAAAAUUUCGUUAACAUGUUUUUCUGGACUGCUUACUGACCGUUUUACAGGCAAUCUAAACUUGAACAUAUCACCGGUAAUUGUGAUUGCAUUGGUUGAAAAUACAGUGGAAAACACAAUCCCUUUUGUUCUUAUGUCUUCCUUUGGCCUGUAUGAAUAAACUGUUGGGAGAAACAUUUUUUACUGAUUGCUGAUAUGUAAAGACCCAAAAUUUUCACUUCACGCUGACUGUCUUUGGUUCAGAUGUGGGACUUUUUGGCCUCUCCAUGCACAGAAACUGACAGACAGAGGUAUAUUUGAGCAUUUGCUUGUUCAGUCUAAAGUAAUAGUAGAAAAUGUACCUCCUACUCUGUAAUUUCAUGCUGUACUGAAAUGGGCUGGUCUGUCAAAUCACUAAAGGGGGUGGGGCUCUCACAUGAAACACCCCUGGACAUGAAUGACUUGUUUGGAGAGAUGAGUAGGCUAAAUGAAUUGGGUAGAAUCAUUUGCAUGUAAUUUGCAGUGAUGUCAAAUCCAUUUACGAGUGUUGUUCAAACUGCUUUUAAAUAAAGUACUUUAUUGUU